Messenger RNA from Aethalodelphis obliquidens (Pacific white-sided dolphin), 572 nucleotides. RefSeq names its product chromosome unknown C19orf33 homolog (gene CUNH19orf33). NCBI's taxonomy places the organism in Eukaryota, Metazoa, Chordata, Mammalia, Artiodactyla, Delphinidae. Gene Ontology annotation, cellular component: nucleus. The transcript has 4 exons. The record is from RefSeq and is a predicted model, not a curated record. Bases 131 to 535 code for a protein of 134 amino acids.
GAGUCAGGGCUAAGGACUCUGAACAAAGGUCUCGGGUAGGGCUCCUCAGAACUUCCGGGGCUGGCCCACUGCCUCUCCCCAAGGCCGGUCCUCUGCCUUUGGCCCUGCAGACAUACCUUCUCUCAGCACCAUGGAGGUCGACCGGUCGGCAGCCCUGGAGUCCACCUCCAAGAAGCCCCACGGGGCAGGCCAGGUGGGAGACCCCAAGCACGCCCCCGACAAAGUUGAGGGAGCUGAUAACCCGAAGCAUCAGCACGGCCACGGCCACGGCCACGGGCACGGGCACGGCCACGGCCACGGCCACGGGCACGGGCACGGGCACGGAAGCUCCUCAGGUUCCGGCAGCAGCUCCAGCGACUCAGAAAAUGAGGCGAAGCCCAGCGCUGCCGGCUCCGAGCUAUACAAAAGCGCCCCGGGCAAGGUCAAGAAGCCCAAGGUGAAAAAGGAGAAGAAGAAGGAGGAGAAGAAGGAAGAGAAGAAGGAGGAGAAGAAGGAGGGCAAGAAGAAGGAGGGGAAGAAGGAGGCUUCCCACUAACGGGCCUCUCCGGGGCUCAGUAAACCUUCUCUCGGCC